AUGUUUAAAAUUUUCUUACUUUUAUCAAUUUUCGCAUUAACAUCAACUAAGGAAAUUGAAUUUCUUCCUGGAUCUGAUGAUGUUCCAAUCAAUUUUAAACAUUAUUCCGGAUAUUUUAAUGUUUCUAAGACCAAUUUUCUUCAUUAUUGGUUCGUCGAGUCACAGUCGGAUCCUCGGAAGGACCCUCUUAUUUUCUGGUUCAAUGGCGGUCCUGGGUGUUCUUCUCUUGAAGGAAUUCUAAAAGAAAUGGGUCCUUAUGUGGUCAAUAAAGAUGGCACGACCCUCAGCGAAAAUAUAUUUGCAUGGAAUAAGUUUGCUUCAAUAGUUUAUACUGAAUCGCCAGCAGGUGUUGGAUUUUCAUAUUCAACAGAUGCGAAUGUAACCACAAACGAUGAUCAAACUGCAUUGGAGAACUAUGAGGCAAUUAAAAAAUUUUUCGUUGAAUUUCCUUCAUUUCGAGAGAAUCCAACUUUUAUAAUGGGCGAAAGUUAUGGAGGCGUAUAUGUGCCGACUUUAGCGUCCAUGAUCAUCGACAAUAUGCAUAUUUUUAAGAUCAAUUUAAAGGGGAUAGCAAUUGGAAAUGGUUACUUAAAUGCAAUAUUGAAUGUUAAUAGUUUAGUAUCAUUUUCUUAUAACCAUGGAAUUGUAAGUGAAAAAAUAUGGGAAAUUCUCGAAGAUGAAUGUUGCCGUAAAUGUGUGGAAACUUGUAAAUUAACUGAACUCGAUCAAAACUGCUCAAAACUAGUAGAAAAUAUUUAUGAAUUCGUAUGGUCAGGUGGUUUAAAUGUCUACGAUAUGUAUCGAGAAUGUGAUUUUUAUCAAGGAAUAUCAAUAAAUCGCUUAACAACUGCAAUUCAAAAUUUUAUAGUUUUAAAUCAUUUAUUGAAUAAUAAUUUUAUAGUUUUAAAUCAUUUAUUGAAAAAAUUUCAGUGGUCAAAUACGAUGAAAUUGGAUCCUCCUUGCCUUCCCGACAAAGAUUUAGUUAAAUAUCUACAUAGACGUGAUGUUAGAAUGGCUAUACAUAUCCCAGAAGAAGUUCAGGCAUGGGACAUUUGUAAUGAACAGGUAUCUUUGAAUUAUAAAAUGCAAUACAAUGAUAUGACACCUUUUAUAAAAAAGAUUCAUGAAGCAAAAUUGCGAAUACUUUUAUAUUAUGGUGAUACGGAUUUGGCUUGUAAUUUCUUGAUGGGACAACAAUUCACCGCGAAUCUUAAACUUACAAGGACAUUCGACAAAAAACCGUGGAAAUUUAAUGGACAAAUAGCGGGAUUCAAAACGAUAUAUGAGGAUAAUUUAACAUUUUUGACAAUAAAAGGAACGGGUCAUAUGGCACCUGAAUGGAAACCAUCGCAAAUGCAAUAUGUUAUUGAGCAAUUUCUUUUAGACCGACCUAUUUAA
Molecule: messenger RNA, 1398 nt
Organism: Dracunculus medinensis (Guinea worm)
Lineage: Eukaryota; Metazoa; Nematoda; Chromadorea; Rhabditida; Dracunculidae
Source: the annotation of a GenBank genome assembly